Messenger RNA from Spirodela intermedia, 2292 nucleotides. NCBI's taxonomy places the organism in Eukaryota, Viridiplantae, Streptophyta, Magnoliopsida, Alismatales, Araceae. The record is from the annotation of a GenBank genome assembly.
AUGAGACGAAAUGGGGACAUUGACGUGACUCAGUCGUUUUCUAUUAAAUCACGCAAAUCUAAAAUUUAUAAAACUAGAAAAUACGAAUUUUUGGAUAUUUAGAAGUAUUUCUAAAUAAAUAUAUCAAUUAUAAUUCAAUAAAAGUUCCAAAAAUAGCAAUUUUUCCAGGUCGAUCACAGGGAUGUAAUAUAAUAUCUGGUAAUUAUUCAGAAUUUUUCUCAAUGAAUAUGAUUUUCUAUAAAUUUUAUACUAGGAAAUAAAAAGGAAAUAUAUUUAAAAUUCACGAAAAAGGGAAAUAAGGGCGCGGACGUCAGGAUGACGUCAGCGCCCGGCGAACGCGAAUCGGGCGGAAACAGAGUUCCGCCCGGCGAUUCUUACGUAAGUGAUUACAGACGAUUUAAUUAAUCAAAUUAAGAUCUGUAAAAGCCGGAAGAAUCGUAAUAGAACAAAGUAUAUUUUGGUAAAUUAAAAUCACAAAGAAAUAUCACUAAAUGAAGUGUAAAGUAAGUUUAAAAGUAGGAAAACAGAGUUCUGGCAUCGCGACGGCGAUGCGUCGGCGAUGCACCAGAAUCCUGAGCGUUCGGGAGGUUCGUCGUAUAGUGUCCAUGGCCUCGAAGGCUCUCCUUGGGCAAAGACGACAUGGGCAAUCUCUAGAUCUUCUCGCGAAGUCUAGAAAUUAAUGAAAUGGGUCGCCGAGUCGUCUCCGGCGGCUGUCACCCGGCGGAGCGGAAAAACGGCGACUUUGCGGCUCUCCGGCGACUGUCACCCGACGGAGAGGAGCUGGAUGGAGGUGGGGCGCGUGUUAGGGAGCUUCAUCCUCAGGUCCGCGCAGCAAGAGGAGGCUCUUCAUCGCAUCUGGUACGCUCUCAGGAGGUGGCGACUGGUCUCCCGGCGGAUCGUCCUCUUCCCGACGACGGCUUGUUCGUCGAUCAAUCGGAGAUGAUUUACUCGAUGGAUUCGCGAUCCUUUUAUCGCGAAUCGUUCAGCAAUUUUAGUAGCAAUGCUCCGCGAAUCGCGUUGACGAGAUUUUCGCCGAUGAUCCAGCGAUUCUGGUUGCUUAAUCCUUCACCGGCGAUCUGCAGGAAAGUCGCGAUAAUCAGAUAAAAAUAUAUGAAUUUUGACUCUGGGAGGAUUCGAACCCGCGCCAGUUGUCCGCCCCCCCUUCUGAGGAAGGUGUGACGCGGGUUUAGUCUCACAUCGGUUGUGCGCCGAUUUUUCAAGCGAAUAUAUAGUAAUGUUAGCUUUUUAGGCAAAGUCCCUUCUCUCGCGUGUACGACCACUCCUUGCCCCACAGCCGGCUGGCCACCAGUGACGUGGAAGGGGAGUGGCGCACACGUGCCCCUAUCGGUCCAAGCUAAGCCGCUCGAGCCCUUGCUCGCGGCUACUCCUGACUGCGCUUCCGACCCACUUGCGGGCCCGGCUGGCCGGCGGGUCCCCCCAUUUUGCAAUAUUUUUAUUUUUAUUUCUUGUUCUUCAUUUAUCUCAAAAGUAAGACUGUAAAAAUCGUAUAAAAUCACAUAAUUACCCAAAAAUUCACAUUAAUCAACUGAAAACCACUUUUCACACUUUAACACAAAUAUAAGUCUAUUUAUCAUGAGUUAAGGCUAAAACUAUAUUAUUUACUAAUUGGUGCUGUCCCAAGAGAGCUUGGAUCAUGUUUUACUGCAUGGUGAGGUCGCAGAGAUUGUCUGGAUGCGGUUCCAUGAGUUCGGUCUUACCUUCACUAAAAAAGGAUUUUUGCAGACUUUCUAUGGGGCACAAGUUAAUUUGGGAAGAGAAGACACUGGGUAUCCUGGGACCAACUAACCAACCCAAAGGAGAAGAGGAUAGGAUAAAGUGUGACCUGUACCUAUAUCAUCUCGAAUUCUUAAAGAUAAUCCAAUUCUCUCGUUUCGUCACAUUAGAGUUGAUAAAGUGCGUGCCACACUAUGACAUCCAAUAGCAGAGACAGAAAAAAAGGCCAACUUCAAUUCACCAAACCCAGGUUCAUCUCGUAUAGUGAUUGUGGACUCGUGCCCAGAGGCCAGAGGCAAAUCUGUUCACGGUCCGUAGGACCAACACCAUUCGAAGGAACCCGUCCCGCCAUGAAUAGUCAUGUUUGACUGGGCUUACACACAUUCGCUCACUUACGCUGUCCCCCCUCAGCUGCUGAGAUCCCAAGUCUCCAAGUGGGCCCUCUUGGCCACCCACGACCUUGGCUUUUUAGAGAAUCCCGCUCCUGUGUCGUAGGACUUGUAGCUCGGCAGUCCACCAGGGAUGCUCUCAAAUAGGGCUAUGGGAUCCCGCCCCUAA